This is a messenger RNA of Ictalurus punctatus (channel catfish), 3063 nucleotides long. RefSeq names its product calpain-5. The transcript is spliced from 12 exons. Lineage: Eukaryota; Metazoa; Chordata; Actinopteri; Siluriformes; Ictaluridae. The record is from RefSeq and is a predicted model, not a curated record. Gene Ontology annotation, cellular component: cytoplasm. Gene Ontology annotation, molecular function: calcium-dependent cysteine-type endopeptidase activity. Bases 440 to 2284 code for a protein of 614 amino acids. Gene Ontology annotation, biological process: proteolysis.
UGUGUGUGUGUGUGUGUGUGUGUGUGUGUGUGUGUGUUUGUCCCAGGAUAGAAAUCUUUCCUGAAAUCCUGAUAAGAUCUUUCUACGUCAAUACUAAAGUCUGUAUUAUUGAACUCCUUUGCCCCGAAGCUCUGGAAGCGAUUUUGUUGUUCCAGAAUUCUUGUUCUUGUUUGUAUUCCUCUGGUGAAGACGUGAUGAUUAAACCUGGAGCAGGGAAGGAAAAUAUAAUCACACCUAAUGACAGACAUGGAACGCGUCCAAUCUUCGAAAAGAAAACAAAACCGGGAGCGAUGAUUUAUGGAGCAGCGUUCGGUGGUUCUGUCUGAAACGGGGUUGACGUCUUGAGCAGCUCGAUGAACGAGGUCCGAUUUUAUAUCAGCACAGACGAGUUGGUGUGUGACCGUACAAGGAUAAUGUAGCUAAUAAUUAAAGGGAAUAUAUGGCCUCCAGUUCAGCAUGGUGUCCACAGCGGUGUCUCCUCACUCAGCUGGUGGAGGGGUCCGGUCUCUCUGACGCUGAGAUAAGCGAGAACCCUCAUCUGUUCGUGGAAGGCAUCAGUUCUCAUGACCUGAAUCAGGGUGAAGUGGGAAACUGCUGGUUCGUCGCAGCUUGUUCCUGUUUGGCUCUUAAACCAGAUCUGUGGCAGAAGGUGAUUCCUAACUGGAAGGAACAGGAAUGGGAUCCCAAACAUCCAGACCGCUACGCGGGAAUCUUCCACUUCCAGUUCUGGAUUUUUGGGGAGUGGACAGACGUGGUUGUGGAUGACCGUUUGCCCACCAUCAAUGGGAAACUGAUUUACUGCCACUCCAAAUCCAGUAAUGAGUUCUGGAGCGCUCUGCUAGAGAAGGCGUAUGCCAAAUUGUCGGGCUGCUAUGAAUCGCUCAGUGGAGGGAACACAGGAGAUGCUGUGGUAGAUUUCAGUGGUGCUGUAAACGAACCUCUUAGUCUGGAAAAAGGCAACUACCGCACUGACCCCAAAGCCAAGGACAAACUGUUCUCAGACCUGCUCGAGGUCUAUGAACAGGGAGGCAUCAUCAGCUGCUCUAUAGCGGCAUCUCCUCAUGAGCGGGAGCUGCGUUUGGCAAAUGGUCUAGUCAAAGGUCAUGCAUACUCCGUAACAGCAGUGAAGAAGGUGCGGCUGGGACAUGGCCUGCUGGCCUUCUUCAAGAAUGAAACCAUCCCUCUCAUCCGCAUGAGGAACCCGUGGGGUAAACAUGAAUGGAUUGGAGCCUGGAGUGACAGCUCAGAAGAAUGGCAGAAGAUUGGAAAUAUGGAGAGGAAUAAUCUGGGCAUCACUGUGGAGGAUGAUGGAGAAUUCUGGAUGUCUUUUGAUGACUGGUGUCAGAACUUCACAGAAGCAGAUGUGUGUCGGUUGAUAAACACGAGUCUUCUGAGUGUCCAGAAGUCAUGGAAUGAGGUGGUGCAUUUUGGGAAUUGGAUAAAACACUCAGAUCCUCUAAAGAACCGGUGUGGUGGCUGCAUGAACCAUAAGCAGACAUUCCUACAGAACCCACAGUUUGUGUUGGAUAUCUCUCAAGAGCAGGAAGAGCUGCUGGUCUCACUGCAGCAGAGAGAUAUGAAGAUCCACAGAGCUCGUGGCGCUGGUGAAAACCUCACCAUUGGAUUCGCCAUCAUUAAGGUGGAGCUGAACAGGAAGUACCGCAUGCAUGACAUCAUCACCCAGCAGAACGUCGCCGCAUCCACAUACAUCAACGCGCGCUCCGUGUUCACGAGGAACGUUUUGCCUAAAGGUCGUUACGUCAUCGUCCCGUCCACCUUCAAACCCGACACCCUGGGGGAGUUCAUGCUCCGAGUUUACACGCUUCAAGACGCUGGGUGCAAGGAGCUGGAUCUGGAUAAACCCAGUGUGAGCUGCUGGAGUUCUUUUCGGGGUUACCCUCAGCUGGUUACUCAGAUUUACAUUCACGGAGCAAAAGGACUCACAAAUCAGGACAGAAGUGGAGGUGCGGAUCCCUACGUCAUCAUUUCCUGCGAGAACAAAUCGAUCCAGUCCCUAGUUCAGAAAGACACGAGAGACCCGCUGUUCGACACCAGAGCCAUUUUUUACAGGAAGAAACCACGGAAACCAAUAACCAUCCAGGUCUGGAACAGCAAUGCUGUAAAGGAUGAGUUUAUGGGUCAGGUGGUUCUCCCAGCGUCUCUGAAAGAUUCUGCAGACCCACAGACGCUGAAGCUGAAGCGAGGAACAUCUCCAACGUCCGAGGAGAUGCCGGGAACCAUCAGCCUCCGAGUCGUGACGUCCAGAGAGCUCACGGCCAUGUAGCGCUAAUUCAAUAACACACUCGGACACACAGCGUAGCGACUACACACCGCUAUAACAAACACAUUCCAGGAUUUUAAUCACUUUUUGGUUCACUACCCGGUCUCCUGCACGCCGUAUUCACUAUACAGAUCACCUCCACACACCGCAGUGCAUUAUGGGUAAUCUGAAUAGGGCGUGGUUUCGGAUAUAUUAAUAUCAUGGCGAUGUAAUGCACAAUGUGAAGUUCAAGGCUUUUACGCUCGACACCAAGCAGAACACUCCUGCACGCCUGUCUCUGUUGAAACGAUUACAAUCUAAAGCUUUCUUCUUCUUCUUUUUGGACAAUCUGGAAAUGAAGCGUUUGUUUCUUUUCGCCUGUGAUUCAAACAUUAACACAUAAAUACAUGAACACAAAUCCUGACGGAAACAGAGCUCCGCCUUUGAUGAAUGAAGUCCCGCCUACAGCACUGCAGUAUUAAUGAAAGCUGAUCGCAUUACAGUACACAUGAUUCUUACAUGCAGCAGAAACCAUAAAUAAACCUUCCUUUCGUUUGUUUUCAGAAUGACUCGUGCAAUACUCUGGAAUACAAUACUGCAAAGUAACUGGUAAUUAGUGAAACAAAAAGAAAGCAUGGUUAAUUGCUUAUUUUUUAAAAAAGAGAUUAGAUUCACUAGACGAAGCCGUAGUUGAUCAUUGAUUUUUUUUAAUAAAUAGUUUUUGGGUUUGUUUCACCGAUUACUCUGAUUUCAGUUGCGUGUCGUCUCCGCAUAUUCUUACUAUUAAAAGAUUUAAAACAAGA